Alternaria postmessia is the source of this 2019-nucleotide messenger RNA. RefSeq lists its product as uncharacterized. Bases 1 to 2019 code for a protein of 672 amino acids. The record is from RefSeq and is a predicted model, not a curated record. The transcript is spliced from 2 exons. Gene Ontology annotation, molecular function: protein binding. Lineage: Eukaryota; Fungi; Ascomycota; Dothideomycetes; Pleosporales; Pleosporaceae.
AUGUCCGAUACCGCAAACAAAUACUCUAUCUUCGAACGCGUCGCAGCACGCUUGGCAAGUCAUUGGUUUAGCUCGACUGGAAUAACAGAUAGAGACUAUCUUUGGAUCUCUUACGGCAUGGUUGCCAAGAUGCUUACUCCUGAGAAACCUUUCGAGGAAUGGAACCCGCCUUCUCUUGCGGAGGUAGACAAGUUCAUUAGUUGGGUAAAGGAACACACAGAGACCAACAUUGACAGCUUCACUUGGGACUAUCGGGUAGGUGCAGCAUACAUCGGCUUUGAACAUCACAAAGAAGCCAUCGUUGCGCUGGAGAAAGCCGAGCAAAACUCCCAGAAAAGCUGGGGCCUUUACGUCAAUCUAGCCAGAGCCCACGAGAGCGAAAAGAAUCAUCGCAUGGCACUCAAGUACAUACAAGACUUCAAAUCGUUCGGCGACCCAUCUAUCGAGGCAGAGGAUGGCUACAAGGAUACCUACUAUGACUUGCUCCUACUGGAAGGAACUUGUCAUCGAGAAUGUCAUGACCAUGAGUCCGCUGUCAAGUCAUUUCAAGAACUUCUAGGCCAAGUCGUCGACGAAGACUCCGGAAUGAGUUGGACCCACAUUCGUGCUGUUGCGGAACUGUUCACGACCUGGUCAGAAAUGAAAAACUAUCAAUCCAUCACGAACUUUAUUCUCAACCGGAAAGACGCGCCAGCGCAAAGUCAUGAUACCACUUAUUUGUUGCGGGAAGCGGCAUAUUAUGAGGAUUUGCAUACAAGCAUCAUCGUAGCUGCGAAAUAUGCUGGAGUCGUAGAAAAGGUCAUCUCCGUGUACCAGGAAGCCAUUGAUUACAAGCCGUUAGACCCAUCCACAGCAGAUGGGCCGAAAAUAGACAGCUCUGCUGAAGCAACAGAAUCACUGCGGUACUUCCAAGCCGUUCUCAGGUUCCACGGAAGUGAACAUCAGCAUGAUCAACAUCGGAGCAUACAGUACUGGGAAGAAGUUGUCCGGCGAUCUGAUGAAAUCUCAGCGUCGUACACUACAGCAUACACUGCUAGCCGCAAGCUAGCUUCGAUUCUUCUUGAUAAGGCAGUCGCUGAACUCGCAACAGCUUCAUCAGACUCCUCCGAGAACUACAUCAACAGAUUGGAGAAGCUCGCUAAUUUGAACACCACGUUAAUCUGCGAUCUUCGUCAAGGUUAUCUCGACCCUCGCCUCUGCUUGGCUAGAUUAUACCACCUGAAAAAAGACCAAGCUUCAGCUUUCGUACAGGUGCGGGCUCGACUUUGUAGUGUCUUCGAUAAGUGGCCUGAAGUUCCAGGGGAUGAUUCGUCUCGCCUUCGUUUCUCGAACCUUGCCCAGACGCUGACUGUCCUUGACAAAGACAUCGAUGCUGUUGCAGCAUGGCAAGCAAUCAAACCAUACCAAUUGUCGAAUGCCUCGACAGUGGAUGCGAAUGGUGCAGACAUUGAACAGCUUGCGCAACCAGGCCUUGAAGUUCCAGGCGCCGAUGGUACGUCAACGACUUCUGACAAGAAGGUACAAGACGAUCAAGACGCAUCCAAGCCAGACACAACGACAGCCAAGGCGUACAUAUGGGGUUAUACAUGCGAUGGGAGCUGCGGAAUCGAAUGGAAAGAUAUGUUAGUCGACUGUUACGUGUGCAAGCACUGUCUCUGCAGGCAAUUUUGUCCAAAAUGUUACGAUAAGCUAAAAGCCGGCGACUUACACCCUCUGAUCUGCAACAAGGACCACAAAAUGCUCCGGUUACCGCCCUUCGAUUGGGCCAAAUGGCGUACUAUACCGGCAGGCAUGAUGACCCUGGACAGCCAGCUAGUCCCCUGCACGGAGUGGGUAGACAGGAUUCGUAAGGAGUACGAUGUGGAACAAACACAGAUUGAUUACAUCAAGAUCGAAAAGGCGAGGCAACUGAAAGCUGCUAGUAUCAUUGUGGGAAAAUGGCGCAGUAGGUUGAAGAGAAUCAGGGCCAAAAAACCGGCGAUAGCACCUACACUUCGCCGAGUGAAGACGGUCGGAUAG